This is a messenger RNA of Trichosurus vulpecula (common brushtail), 2845 nucleotides long. RefSeq names its product CWF19 like cell cycle control factor 2 (gene CWF19L2). The record is from RefSeq and is a predicted model, not a curated record. Bases 59 to 2797 code for a protein of 912 amino acids. NCBI's taxonomy places the organism in Eukaryota, Metazoa, Chordata, Mammalia, Diprotodontia, Phalangeridae. The transcript is spliced from 18 exons. Gene Ontology annotation, biological process: mRNA splicing, via spliceosome. Gene Ontology annotation, cellular component: post-mRNA release spliceosomal complex.
GUCGUAAGCCAACUUUUACGGCGGCUGCCUUGGGUGCUUUUCGACAACAACAACAACGAUGGCGGCUUCCAGUGGCAGAUUUGAAAGCGCGAGGAGCAUCGAAGAACGGAAAGAACAAAAACGGCAGGCUCGGGCUGAGGUCCUGCGCCAGGCGAAAGCAGAUUUUGAGAAAGAAGAGAGGCGCAAAGAACUUAAGCGGCUGCGAGGUGAGGACACAUGGAUGUUAGCCGACGUGAAUGAGCGAGUUGAACAGCUAUCACAGGAACAUUCUGUGAAGAAAAAAAGGAAGAAGGAUAGACAUUCCAAAAAAGCUAAGAAAGAGAAGAAGAAAAAGAGCAAGAAACAGAAACAUGAAAAAAAUGAAUCAUCUGAUAGUUCAUCGAGUUCUGAAGAUGAAUGGGUUGAAGCAGUUCCGUUGCAGGCAACUGCCACAGAAAAAGCCUGGAAAGUCAAGAAGGAAGAGUCAGAUAAAAAAGAAGAUUCCCAAAUUGUUCAGAGAGAUGAAUGGAUGACCUUUGAUUUUAUGUCUGCUAAAACUGUAUCAUCAUCAUCACUCAAAGCUGAAAGACAGACUGCAAAGAAAAUAGAGCAAGAGAAAGCCCAAGCAAUUGAGCAGUCUAGACUUUCUGAAAGAGAGCUGAACCCUUAUUGGAAAGAUGGUGGAACAGGCCUACCACCAGAAGACGCUAAUCCGUCAUCAGUUGCUAAAGUUUCAGUGGUAGAAGAUGGUGGAUUAAGUUGGCUUAAAAAGUCCUACCAAAGAAUGAAAGAACAAGCUGAGAAACAAAAUAGAAAUUUUGAGGAUGUUGUAGCAGAAAGAUAUGGGUCAGUGGAGACAUUUCAGUUGCGAUUAGAAGAAGCUAAAAAAGCAGCAUCAAAAAGUGACAACUAUGGAAGAGAACGGUGGAGAAAAUCAAGAUACUCAGAUAAAGAACAGAGUGGUCAAGAAAGCAAAAAACAAAACAUGGAGAAACAUGUUAUAGGUGAUACCAACAGGGACACUUGUAGUGAAUAUUCAAGUGGCAGUUAUAGCAAAGUAAAUAUGACAGGUGAUCAAGUAUCUAGUAAAGAUAAAUUCAGAGGAGAUGAGAGAGACUAUAGGUCACGAUUUAUAGAAUCAGAUAGAAGUGAAUCAUAUCAGCUGAGAAAAGAUGAUGAUUCAAGGAAAAAACAAAAUUUUUCUUUACUUGGAAAUAUCAAACAUAAAUUCUUGAGACCUUCUGAAGAUGAUGAGUUAUCAUUUCAUAGUAGAAAUUCUGAAUCACCUAGUUCCUCAGCAUUGUUAGGUCAGAACUCUUUGAAUCAUAGUUUUCUAAAACCUGAUGAAAGCAUUGAACAAAUUUCAUUCUCAUGGAGCCAUGAAAAAAGAGGGGGAGAGAAACAAAAUUCAGAUCAAAAGUCAUUUAAUCCCACUAGAAAUACUACUGACAUUGAAGAAAUUUCAAAGAACAUGAAAGAAAAACCACAGGAAGAAAAUCCAAGUCCUCCGCCUGAGAAAAGAGAAUUUCUACAGGAAACUAAGACUUCAUUAUCUGGAUACAAUUCAGAUGAUGGACCUAGCCACCUUCUAAGCGAAGAUGAGAUGAACAAACUUGGAGCCAAGAUUAUCAAGGCAGAAUUAAUGGGGAAAAUGGACUUAGCAGCACAACUUAAAACACAGCUUGACAAAGCACGCAAAUUAAAAGAAAUAAAAAUGCAAGAAUCAACAAGAAAAUAUGAGAUGGAGGGUGAAAGGUUGCAGGAAGAACAAGAGGUGGUCCUUGUCAGAACAGAUCGUUCCGGAAGGGUAUGGCCUGUGAAUGCACCAGGAGUACCAUCGGAACCCAAGGAAGGAAGAAGGAAAAAGCAGAUGGUAACAACACACAUAGAUAAGGAGCGAGUCAGAUAUUUUCAUGACGACGAUGACUUAAGCUUAAAGGAUUUGGUUAAAAAUGAAAAGAUGGGAACUGCAGAAGAUCAAAAUAGAGCCUUUAUGAAGAUGGCAUCUAAGCUUACUGAAAAAACUGAUAAAGAAUAUUACAGUUUGGAUGACAUGUUUGUCUCAAAAGCAGCCAAGAAGGAAUGUUUAGGUGGUGAUGAGGAGAAACAGAAGAAAAAAGCAAUCUCAGAGCAUCAGAAGCUUGCUGCACAAAUGGAGAAGUGUCCAUAUUGUUUUGACAGUUCUCAGCUUCCCAAACACCUUAUUGUUGCAAUAGGUGUUAAGGUUUACUUAUGCUUGCCCAAUUGUCAGUCACUUACUGAAGGGCAUUGCUUGAUAGUCCCAUUGCAGCAUCAUACAGCAGCUACUGUAUUGGAUGAAGACAUUUGGGAGGAAAUCCAGAGUUUCAGAAAGGCAUUGGUGAGGAUGUUUGAAGAUAAAGAACUAGACUGCAUCUUUUUAGAAACAAAUAUGAGUAUGAACAAACGAUAUCACAUGGUUUAUGAGUGUAUUCCUCUCCCAAAGGAAGUCGGAGAUAUGGCUCCCAUCUACUUUAAGAAAGCUAUAAUGGAAUCUGAUGAAGAGUGGUCCAUGAACAAGAAACUAAUUGAUCUGUCUUCAAGAGAUAUCCGAAAGUCUGUGCCCAGAGGUCUACCUUACUUCUCUGUGGAUUUUGGUCUUCAAGGAGGCUUUGCCCAUGUUAUUGAAGACCAGCAGAAGUUUCCUCAUUAUUUUGGAAAGGAAAUUAUUGGUGGUAUGCUGGAUGCUGAACCAAGACUUUGGAGGAAGGGAAUCCGAGAGAACUUUGAAAACCAGAGGAAGAAAGUGUUGCAGUUUGCUCAGUGGUGGAAACCAUAUGACUUUACCAAAAGCAAAUGACUGUGAGAAGAGUGAGUUUAAUAAAGCGGAACUUUUUCAGUCCCUCCA